Diaporthe citri is the source of this 1791-nucleotide messenger RNA. RefSeq lists its product as uncharacterized. Bases 1 to 1791 code for a protein of 596 amino acids. Gene Ontology annotation, biological process: protein localization to vacuole. The record is from RefSeq and is a predicted model, not a curated record. The transcript has a single exon. Lineage: Eukaryota; Fungi; Ascomycota; Sordariomycetes; Diaporthales; Diaporthaceae. Gene Ontology annotation, cellular component: vacuolar membrane.
AUGGCUUCUGCAGGCUACCUGCAGAUCAGCCUGAUCUGGGUCGCCUACGCGAUCGCAGUCGUCCUCGCUCUCAUCGCAGCCGUAAUUACGACUCUUACCUGGCAGGCCCCUCGCGAACGAUCCGUUAUUGUCACCAUCGUCGCCAUCAUCAGCAUCACCUCCCUACUUGCGACCGUCCUGCUGCUGCCAGUCGAUAUUGCCCUGGUCUCCGCAACGACCUCGUCCUCACUCGGUGCGAAGAAGGACUGGGCCACCCCUGCGCGGGUCGAGAACAUCCUAUUCACUCUCAGGGUCGUCUACUACUCGCUGUACAGCUUUGAUGCCCUACUAUGUCUUCUGGUUAUCCCUUUCUCAUACUUUUGGUACGAGGAAUACGACGAGGUCGAGGAGGAGGAGGGAACAAGAGGCGUUGGAGCUAAGCUCUGGGGCGCCUUUAAGUACACGCUGGGAUUCAUCGUGCUCGUGGUUAUCCUUUUCCUCAUCGGCUUCUUUGUCCCGGCCGCCGGCAGGAAGGAAGGCCGUCAUCUGGACCUCGACUACUUCAAGAACCUAUUGUCAGAGAACAAUGGUGAGAAGGCAUUGACAUUUGGCCUUGGAUUGUUGAUAACACUCGGUACACUGAUAUACGUCUUGUACACUGGUGCCGGCCUGGCGCUUCUUCCAGUGUCUCUCAUCAAAUCUGCCCCCUCGAUCUCGGCUCCACAGCUGUCGGAGACAACAGAAUCACAGCUGGAGAGCAACAGGGAGCGACAGAGACAGCUGGAGUUGCGCAACACUGGCCGUCCAGAUGGUCUGCCCCCGAAGGACCAGCGCGAGAUGGAUAUCUUGAUCCGGGAAGAGCAAACUUUGGUGCGCCGUCAAAGACUUGCUUCUGAGGCGCGUGGCGAAGGGCAGAGCUGGAUCUACCGGGCUUGGCUCAAGACAGAGGCUGUCUUCCGUCCCCUCAAGCUCGUCGGUGGCAUUCUGCUCUUGCUUCUCGCUGUAUUGGUCUGGGUCUCCAUGCUCAUCACUGGUAUUGACAAGGCUGCAAACUCUAUUUGCAAAGCGCGAUGUGGCUACAUUCUGGGCCACAUAAACGUCUUCCAACCCAUCAACUGGCUCUUUGUUAAGACGGCCAACGCAUUCCCUGUCGAUUACAUCCUGAUGGCCCUCCUCAUCUUGUUCUUCUUCAGCAGCUCAAUCAGUGGCAUCGCGGCAAUUGGCAUCCGCUUCCUCUGGAUCCGCAUCUUCCAAAUCAAGAGGGGUCGAACCACGCCCCAAGCCCUGCUGAUCGCUACCGUUAUGUUGGCGCUCAUCAUCCUCGCCAUUAAUUACUCCAUAUUCGCCAUGGUCGCACCCGAGUAUUCCACAUUUGGCACCCAGUUGUACUGCGACAACCCACCUCGCCACCCUGGUGAGCAGCCCGAUUGCAGUGACCACAAGGAGCUCAUCAAGCCUUGCUCAGAGCUCGACGACAGUCAGGCCUCUAAAGCAGUGUGCACGCCCUCGGUUAUGUCGACAUUCCUCAACCGUGUGACGCUCAACUGGCCUGUCUUUGGCGCCGUGGACUACUGGGCCCAAUUUGCGUUCCUGGGUAUCUUCCUCAUUGUCUUCAUCACGUCUCUCUUCCGAGCGCCCAAGCUGGAUCUGGCGGAGAUUGACGACGAGGCCGAGGCUGAUGAGGAGGAAGGUCUGCUGGCAAGCACAGGCCGCCGCUUUGGCGCCACCUGGCAAGAUAUCACAGGCCGUUCCAGGGGUCAGGACUCCGGUGACAAUAGGAAUGGGGCGGGCGCUGGCUACGGAACCAACUAG